CUUUAAUUUCAUGAUCUUAUCCUUCUUUGACUUGAUAUAGCCUACUAUUGUUGACUGCACAUCACCAGCACCUGAGAAUCAAAAGGCUGUGCAUUGGGACUUCUUUCUUUUUAGUAUCAAGUAGACCAAUCCCUUUUUUUAAGUUUCGUUUUCAAAGGAAUAGAGUAUACAGGGCGUUUACCACACCUUGGUUAAAAGCCUUCCACUAGCGCUAUCAUUUAUCUCCUGCUUCCACGAUGGGCUACGUUUGCAUUCUCUUCGUUCUUUCUUUGACAAUAUCUACCGUUGGGGGAUUAAGAUGCUUCGCGUGUAUCUCUGGAGACUACCUCUCCUGCUUUAAGCCCGUUGAAUGUCCCUCAUCCAUGGAUCGCUGUUUCACCACUGGCCUUGGGGACACCUUGAUCAAGGGAUGUCAAUUCAGUAGUCUGUGUGCCCUGCCAGGGACUGGUUGCUGCCAAGGCGAUUUGUGUAACUUUGCAAAUUCCAGCAAUAGCAUUGGAUCAAGCUUCAUCCUCCUGCUGUUGUCUACCGCUGCACUGUAUUUCCUCUGAUCAGUGGGUCUGCAUGCACUCUAGAAACCUGGGGCCAGACUAUGUCUGGAGACUAUGUUUGCAUCUAGAUUACAUUUAGGGCCUUAAGCAGAUGCUUUUAUCCAGAACGACUUACAAUUAUUACAUUUGUCGGACGAAAAAGAAACAACAAUAUAACGCUGUUAGGCCUACAGUGAGGAUGUUUCUGUGUUUAUACUUUUCUCAAGAAGAAUUUCUACAAAGUUCCUAAUAUACCUAUUGUUUUACGGAUACUACCAGUGAUUGUUCCAUUUAACCAUUGUCACAUCAUAAAUACCAAUUGAUAAACAAUAAGGCAUAUACGUGUAGCACAGUUGAAAGGAAUGACCCUAGAAUAUGUGAUGCCGUUUCUGUUUUGGACAAGGUAAUUGAAUAGGGGUUGCAAAACAAACACAAAGUACGAGAAAAUAAAUGUAAAUUUGCAGUUUUGUAUGUCUGACCUAGAAACAAAACAGGCGAAAGGCUUGGUUCAACCCAGGCAAAUUUAUUCUAUGUCACAUGGAGGUUAGUACAAUCAUGUUGGAAAGAUGUUAUGUGAACUGAAAAAAAAAUAUGCACGUUCGUGCUGACUUGCUUGUAUUAGUGGAAAUUAUGAUUUAAAUAUUUUACUAAAUUGUUCAUGUAUCACACAUAUUUGAUUGCUAAUGUAAUUCAUACUUAAAUAUUUGAAAAAUAAAUAUUUGUAUUGCUUUCAA
Gadus macrocephalus (Pacific cod) is the source of this 1264-nucleotide messenger RNA. RefSeq names its product lymphocyte antigen 6E-like. The record is from RefSeq and is a predicted model, not a curated record. NCBI's taxonomy places the organism in Eukaryota, Metazoa, Chordata, Actinopteri, Gadiformes, Gadidae. The transcript is spliced from 3 exons. The coding region runs from base 237 to 551 and encodes 104 amino acids.